This is a messenger RNA of Phaedon cochleariae (mustard beetle), 2144 nucleotides long. Lineage: Eukaryota; Metazoa; Arthropoda; Insecta; Coleoptera; Chrysomelidae. The record is from the annotation of a GenBank genome assembly.
AGAGCUUGUCAUGAAAUACAAGUGUUAACUAAUGAUAUAUUGCGGAUUUUUUGUGUAAUUUUUUUCACAUGAAAUCUAAGAUGGACGGAAGAUCUCAAUUGAGCCAGAAUAAGAGCCAAAAAUCUAAAUUAGAAAUGUCGUGGACUGACCAGAAAUCCGCUAGUCAAGAAUCGUUGCCUGACCAGCUGGGCAUCGUAUCUCAGUCAAUCACCACCGAUAGGGAUGAGGUGGAAGUGGCUAGACUCAUAUCGCGUAAAAACAAAACUUUGUUGCGCAAACGCAUACCCAAGCAAUCUGUCGUCAAACCAGAACCGAAAUCCCAGCAGUUCUACUUCACUGCUAGUCCAAAAGUCGACCAAGAAGCUGAUGCCAAACCGUUGCCUUAUGGAUACACGAAGGGGCUUGAAGAGUUCGCACACAAAGUUUUGAUGAAGGCUUGGAGGGAUGAUGUGAGGGUGAAAGAACUGGCCGUGAAGUGCUUCGAGAAGCCCAGUUAUAGAAAUAGGAAUCAGUUGGACCUUAUGAAGAGGUUGUAUGUGAAGGACCCGCCAGAGACUAAAAUGAAGACUAUUCUGGACGUUGAUCCGAAUUAUUUCACGAUUGUUCAAGGCAGACCCAUCCCAGAUAAGUUGAGCACCCAAGACUACAUCCGAACCCUCCGCGAAUCCCUCCGAACGAAAAUCAUCAACGGCUACCGCGAAGACGACAUCAUCCUGCUCGACGAGAACCUGGUCCUCGAGCAGCACAUGAUCGACCUCAUCCAGAAGAACUACCAGACCUAUGUCAACAUCUUCGAGGAGUUCCUCUUCAAGGACCACACGACCGCCAUGGACCUGCUGCGGGACGCCGAGAAAGCAGCAGACGAGGCCUACGACAAGUGGGAGGCGCUGAAGAAGCUGUCGAGGAAGUACGCGGCCGCCAGGUCUUCGUUGUACACGUCCGAGGGCAAGUGGAGGAACGCGAAGACUUACCAGAAGUUCCUCAUGCAGAUGAGUCCUCUCGAAUGGAGGGAACGCCAAGGAACUUUCCACAGGGCCAGCGCCUUCAUGAUCGAUGACGAUCCCAACGACCCUGACGACGAAGAGAACAUCUUCGGCAAGUACAGGGCGUCUUUGGUGGAAAAGGGUGUUUCCCUCCAAGACAUCCUCAACGUUUUCCGAUCCGAAUGCCAAAUCGACACCCCUCCUGCUCUUUAUUUCGAGCACCCCCAACAGCUGAUAGACGCGUUCAGGUUCAUGGAGAUGCAGAAUCUGAAUUCGCUGUUGCAUUCCGAGGAGUUGGCUGUUCCUCUGAACGCGAUCCAACGUGGAAUGGAGGUUGCCAAUAUGUUGUUCGACAACCAGAUAAGUAACUUGCAGGGUGAAGUCAAAGAUCUGGAGGACGGGAUACUAUGGGAAGAACGCAGGGCUGAUUACUUGGAGCAUCUGGCCCAAAGAAUGCUCGAUAAAGAAUUCAAGGAGUUGAUAAUGAGCGACGAAGCCCUCAAUUUAUUCUGUUUCGUCGAAGAUGUUUAUGAGACGAGAGUCGGCCCAAAUGAUGCCAACCUCAAUAUAAUUGAUAUGAUGCGAGGAAUCGAAACAAAAUAUCACGACGAGCUGCUGAAUCUCGAUAAGGUGCCAAGAGACCAAGUAGCUUUGCUGUCAGAAAGCAGUUAUGAAGAACAAAUCAGAGUCAUGAGACUAGCUGAGAAGGCCUCCAAGCAAUACGCGGAAUUAGAGAGACUCAAUUAUCGUCUCAUGAAAGCUGUUGGUCCUCCAUUCGAAAAACCGAAAGGAAAAGUACCGAAGAACCGAUCGCGCCCCAUCCAGCCGCUUCCUCCCGCUCUUCCGCCCCGUCGUACCCUCACUGUGGAGGAGGAGGAGUACCUCAAGCACUUCACGGACUUCUGUGAGUUCACGGACGACCCCACGCAGUACGGCAUCGACACGACGGUACCACCGAAAGCGGUGGAUGUGCGGUACGACCGCCGGAACAAGUCUACUAAGGCGUCCAGAUACGUCAGUCGGGUCAAGGGCAUUUCCAACAUCGAAAAGAUGAUCAUGACGAAUACAUAGUUUUUUGUGGCUCAUUAAUACAUAGAUUCAAAAUCAAGGAAAGUGUGAAACUUUUUUUUUGAAUAAAACUCAGAUAGUAAUCAUACACAA